Cheilinus undulatus (humphead wrasse) is the source of this 1412-nucleotide messenger RNA. RefSeq names its product protein C1orf43-like. The transcript is spliced from 7 exons. Gene Ontology annotation, biological process: phagocytosis. NCBI's taxonomy places the organism in Eukaryota, Metazoa, Chordata, Actinopteri, Labriformes, Labridae. The record is from RefSeq and is a predicted model, not a curated record. Bases 280 to 1041 code for a protein of 253 amino acids.
CGUGCUUGUGGUUAAUACAAGCUAAACUGCGUACUUCAUGCAUGAUGACGCUAAACAUAAUAAGCGGUAUCACGGGAUCGCUUCAAUGUUUCUUUACCUAGAAACGUCAUUUCGAAGCUGCUACUAAAUAAACAUCGUGCCUGUGUUGCAGAGGCAUCUUUUACAAAAAUGGACAACCAAAUGUUAGCUACUAGGCUAAUGUAGCAACAGAAAGAUCAGCUGCUUCAAUAGCUAGCUUAUCGACCUGUGGAUAAACUGUAGCUCACACUGACGGAUAACAUGGCAGGUUCAUCGCCGUUGUCAGGGGUUAAUGUUGUUCUGGUUAUGGCCUAUGGAAGCCUGGUGUUUGUGCUGCUGUUUAUCUUCGUUAAAAGGCAGAUAAUGCGUUUCGCAAUGAGAUCCCGGCGAGGUCCACAUACACCUAUUGGACACAAUGCACCUAAGGGUCUGAGGGAGGAGAUUGACUCCAGGCUAUCCAAGGUACAGGAGAUUUGUUUUGAACCUCGCCUCCUUGCAGAAGAAGAUGACAGACUGAAGCAUGGAUCACAGAUAAGUUGCUACAAUUACCUGUACAGGAUGAAAGCUCUGGAUGCUAUCCGAGACUCAGGUAUUCCCCUGCAGGAGAUCAGCUGCAGUCCUAGUGCAUUCACUGGCCGAAACUUCAGAAGCUGGCUGCUGGAGUUGCGUAACUCCCACUCCCUGAUCAAGAGCAGCCGCAGCGCCCUCAUUGAUCGUUUGCUUGAAGGCUAUGACAAUGCUCGACAUGGGACUGGGGUGUUUGGGGAAGCAGAGUUUCUUGAAUACCAGCAGGCCCUCAGUGAACUAGCUGAUGUGGUAAAGGCUUACUCCAGCAGCACCAGCCUGGACCAGCAUCACCAGUCUGCAGCCAAAGACCUGACUGGCUCCCCUGUGCGCAGCACCCCAUCUACCAUCCAGGUCACUUACCUGCCCUCCACUGGCCAGCGCAGCAAGAGGCCCAAACACUUCCUGGAGCUCAAAAGUUUCAAAGACAAUUACAACACACUGGAGAGCACGCUGUGAGGGACCAAAUGUUAGAAAAUGUCUGUAUGUUGUGUGACGAUACGUGGUUACACAAUCUAAAGGGAAACAUAAAUCAGGUGAAGCUGAGCAUUAAAAUUCACCAGAAAGGUCAAGAAAAUAGCCACCUUUAUGUCCAUAGUGAGCAUUUCAAUACACAAUAUUUUUCAUGUAAACUGUAAUCUAGAAAUGUGGCUGUUUUAGCAGCAGUUUUAAGAUCGUUUGUGUCAUUAUGGGGAAGAUCUUUCUUUGGUCAUGUUACACUAAGGUCUGCUUCGUUUUGGACCUAAAUAAUGUUCAUAGAAACAUGAUUGUAGUAAACCUGUCAGGGUUUUCAUUGUAAUCUUUGUAAAUACAGCAAAUGUGAGACUUUU